Messenger RNA from Neurospora crassa OR74A, 351 nucleotides. RefSeq lists its product as hypothetical. Bases 1 to 351 code for a protein of 116 amino acids. The record is from RefSeq and is a predicted model, not a curated record. The transcript is spliced from 3 exons. NCBI's taxonomy places the organism in Eukaryota, Fungi, Ascomycota, Sordariomycetes, Sordariales, Sordariaceae.
AUGAUCAUGGAUGGUGUCGAGAACGAAUUCCAGUCCUUCAGUGGUUGCGACUGCCUCCUGGGCUGUAGUGUCCAUACCUGCCCGGGGUCUGCUACGACCUUCUACGGUCUCGUCUCAGGUGGAAUAAGUGGACAGGCUCCUUGGCUCCAUGCAUCUGCAGCUGAGUGGUUUGAGACUUGGGGCCAAUGCGAGCGAAUCACGGACAAUAUCUGGCUCGUGAGAAAACGCAACCAGCUCGUUGGUGAUGCAAGGAGGCUCAAGGCUCAAAAUCCGUCGACAGGAUGGAAGAAAACCGGUAACCUGUGGCAAGGGCCUACCAUCACCUUUGACCGUCAGGUGGUGGCAUGCUGA